AUGAUUUCUCAGCUGUCGCACGUGUUGCAGACCGCGCGCUUCUAUGACGAUUUUCCCCAAGUUGUAGUAUAAUCAGGACGACCAUGUUGUCCCUUAUUGUGCACGUGAGGUCCCUGAAGUACAUGGUGCCCUGUGCCAUGAUGCUGCUGCCUGCCACGCCGUAUUUCCUGACGUCGGCGGCGCUGAAGCUGCUGUCUGCGGCCCUCCCCCGCCGCUGGUACCGCUGGGGUGACGACUUCAUGUACACCGUCUACCAGAGCAUGGUGCUCUUCUUCUUCGAGCACUGCACAGGAGUGGAGGUUGUGUUGUAUGGUGAUGACCCAUCCAAGAUGCCACCUGAAAACAUCAUCUACCUGUCCAACCACCAAUGCACAGUGGACUGGGCAGUGGCAGACAUGUUGGCUGUCAGGCAAGGCAUGCUGGGACACGUCCGCUAUGUCCUGAAAGACGGUCUGCGCUACCUUCCCCUGUAUGGCUGGUACUUCAGACAGCAUGGCUGUGUGUAUGUGAAGAGAGGAGGGAACAAUGAGAAGGCACUUGCCAAACAGAUAAAGGAUCUCAACAAGACUCUUGUACCAACCUACAUGGUGAUAUUUCCUGAGGGCACUCGCUAUAAUCCAGAGAAGAAAAAUGCCAUACAGAAGAGCCAAGGGUUUGCUUAUGUACAUGGGUUGGAGAUUCUUGAACAUGUCUUGACACCGCGGGUAAAAGCAACAGAGCUGUGUUUACGAGCGAUUGGGAACAACGUCACUGCUGUAUACGACAUCACUGUGGCAUACAGCACUCCAGACACCCACGGCCGACCACGUGCACCAGACAUGGCAGACUACCUGAUGGGCCAGAGCAGACAGAUCCAUAUUCACCUGACAAGAAUCCCCCUGCAGGACAUCCCACAGGAACAGGGGGCGCUGCAGGACUGGCUGCAUGGCAGAUUUGUGGAGAAGGACAGGAUGCUCAAAAAGUUCUUCUCUGAUGACCCAGAGGACAGGGGUCAUUUUGAGGGCAAGGGUCGUGUGUCAAAGCUGCCCCUGUGGAAGACCGUGCCAUCCACACUGGUGCUGUGUGCAAUAACACUGCCAUUCCUGGUCACCAAGGGGGGGAGGGAUGCAUACUGGAAGAGCUGCUUAGGCUCCAUUGCAUUUGGAUGGCUGUGGAUGGCUGUAACUGUGUGAUAUUGUGUAAAACUGAUCAAAGGGGAGUCCUGUAGACCUGAUGUAUAGAUUGUAUGUGUGGAAACACACAGUAAUGUGUUCUGGGUCCUUAGAGGACUGUACGUUUGGAAUUACAAUGUAGGUACGUUCACUUUGUUGUGUUGAAACUGUGGCUAGAUGCUACACCAGUAUGCUGGAGAUGACAACCAGGAUGAUGUAUCUGGGUCGUCACUUCGUGAUCAAAGUAUUAAUUAUGUACAUGUAUGUAUAGAGAGUACUGUACCUUAUAAAUUUUAGCCUAACGUUGUUGUAACUACCUUUAUGAAAUGUUUUGAGAAUCUACUCUCCCAGCACACCUCUACAUGUACACAUGUUGUACCUAAUCCUAGCGUCUUGAAUAGUUGUGUUAUAUUUCAAACAAUGUUAUUGUAAUUACUAAAUAUCCCUUGCCCAUCUCUGACAUCGCCCAUGACUGAGAAGAAAAAUGUGGAGAUUUCUAAAUGGCACAGGCUACAGCAGAGUGCAGUUAGGUAUGGUGUACUCUUAUACCAUAGUUAGUUGUCAUCAUAUAUUAUUACAUGUGCAAUCUUUACAAUUAUCUUCUAUGCUUAUGAGAACUUGUGCAAAUGGACUAAUAGAUGAAAAUAACAUGCCUUUCCCAAGGUCACGACUAAUACGUUUCACACAAGCUUCUCUACAAAAUCAUGAAUUAUAAGAUUACUUUAGCUUCACUUUUUAGAAAACUAUCCUGUAUUUAGUAAAAAAAAAUAUUUUUGUGCAGCCACUAAUGUAUAUUUUAUGUACAGUUUUGGUAUCUUUUUUUAUUAAAGUGAACUAUUGCCAUAGUCACAAACUACAGUGUAUGUCAUAGUAGCACUAGUGUUCAUAACUUUAACCAUUAUGAAUUACACAGCAAGAAAGUGUACACAGGCAUCUGAAAUCUGUAGAUAAAGUGACAAUGAUCUAUCUAAAAAAGAUAAACACUCAAGUAUCCACCUACCAACUGGUACCCCCAUUCCCUUUUGGAUGGAAAUCAGUAUUGUAGUUGGAAAAGAUGGUUUUCAACUUGUACUUCAAUGUUCGAACAGGAACCAAUUGUGGAUUGUUGGUAAUUGUCAGUGAUCAUGUAGAUUGUGUUGCUAUAGUAGCAUUUAUUGAUUACACAAUAUGUGAACCUAUGAUUAACAAUUCACAAGUGAUGCUUUAACAGUGAUGCUUUAACAUUGUGAAUCUUUGGCUGGUGCUAUCUUGUUGGUUGGUGUUGUCUUACAAGCUUUACCAUUGUAAUUAAAUACCAGCAUUUUCCUUGUCACGAAGGAAGUAAGUCAUCCAUGAAAUGUGUGAUCAUUUUCUAUUGUCAUUAAUAAGUUUGGUCCAUCUAUAGUACAAGGUUCUCAGUUCAACUUUUUCCUGUAAACCAGACUUUACUUGGUAUGACCUGGAGGAGAAUAUUCCCCCCUCCCCAGAAAACAACAGUUGAGUAGAUGGCACUGUAGAAACAUCUUUAUUAUAUGAUUUUGCUAUGACAACAUAAUAUUGCUUGGUCACCACAUGAUAAAACAUCACACUCUCAACAAUGCAUCAUCACUCAAUCAGCAAGCUAAGAAAAUAUUGUGACUAACAUGUACAAAAACAAUAUUUAUAUCUGUGAGCAGUCUGGCCACUUGGCGACCUUGAAGACCAAAGCUACAGCCAAUACACCAAAAUGCUGCAAGCUGCAUGCUAUUAUGAAUAUUUGUUCACACAACUACCACUGAAAGAUAAAAAGCAAACUGGCUACCUUUACAAAAACAGUUCCAUAAUGUAGUACAGAUGUAGAAGCAACUGUGGGUCAUCUAUGCCAAACUGCAACACAAGUUAAACUAAAGCCAAGUCCAAGUGCCCAUGUCUGAUCUGGAAUUUGAUCUGCAGUGAGCAGAGUCUGAUCUUGAAAAGCAUAUGUCAUUACUUUCACUCUCUCCUAAUUAAUACAUGAAACAUUAUGUAUCGACAAAAAGCAACUAAAGUGCAAAGGUAAUACAAUGUACUGGCAUCACAAAAAAGCUCAGCUGACACAAGUUUUACAUGGGCGUGCAAAGGGCACUUUGAUCUCUGGUCUGUGACAUCACUGCCAUGUGCUAACAUGGCUGCAAGAUUUUUACCUGGCAUUACAUGCAGCCCUAUUGGCAGGCUUUUCAUAAUCUACAUGUAGUGCUAAUACUGCACACCUUGAUAUGUUACAUUUACCAAGCAGUUAUAUGAUGUUAUGUUCACUUAAGAUUUUAUUAUGUACUGCUGUAUAUAUCCCAUUUACCCUCAACCUACCAACAUUCUAAGCAAUAGAAAUUGCUGACGCAUGAUGCAGUGUAAGGGCUAAGCAUUCACUCCUUGACAAGUACAAUAUAGAACAGGCAUUUUCAACAGUUACUGUCCCUUACUGGCCUGGGCUAGCUAGUUGCACAUGUAGCUUACCUAGUACAGGAAUUGGAAUCAGUACAUGUACAGUAUCACAGCAGCAUCACAAGUUCACAACUGAUAGCUGGUGUGUUACGCCGAAAGGCGGUUAUACCGGCUAUACAG
Messenger RNA from Branchiostoma belcheri (Belcher's lancelet), 3710 nucleotides. Its product is annotated as 1-acyl-sn-glycerol-3-phosphate acyltransferase epsilon-like. Gene Ontology annotation, molecular function: acyltransferase activity. The record is from RefSeq and is a predicted model, not a curated record. Gene Ontology annotation, cellular component: endomembrane system; mitochondrion. NCBI's taxonomy places the organism in Eukaryota, Metazoa, Chordata, Leptocardii, Amphioxiformes, Branchiostomatidae. The transcript is spliced from 8 exons. The coding region runs from base 84 to 1172 and encodes 362 amino acids.